Molecule: messenger RNA, 783 nt
Organism: Pestalotiopsis fici W106-1
Lineage: Eukaryota; Fungi; Ascomycota; Sordariomycetes; Amphisphaeriales; Sporocadaceae
Exons: 1
Coding region: 1-783 (260 amino acids)
Source: RefSeq, a predicted model, not a curated record
AUGGCACCCAAAAGGCCUCUAGACGCCAGCGAUGCUCGCGACUCCAAAAAGGCGCGCAAGGGCGGCUUCCGUGUCGGCCCCGACAACCUACCAGACGGCCCUUGGCGGCGCAAGGUCACCAAGAUCAAGAAGGACCUGAUACAAAAGGCCAAGCUGAAGAAGGCGUACAAGAAGAUCAAGGCGAGGGAACUGCCACAGAAUAAGCAAUCGUCGUCGUCUGCUGUGGGAGUCGAGAAUCAGGGACACAACAAGAAACGCGACAAUGAGGACUCAAGUGCAGAAGAGGGAGGAGAAGAAGAAGAAGAAGAAGACGAAGCCUCUGGCCAGCCAGAUUCAGAGUCAGAGAUGGAAGACGCAGACGCACACUCGGAUAACGAAGGCAAAGAAGAGAAAGUAAAGCAAAGCCGCGAUACCCCCAAGUCCGCAACAGAAUCACAACAACACGACAAGCACUUGGAGGGAAAGAAGAACAAGCCAGAGGAAAAGCAGGACCGCCCAGACCACAUGCACCCGUCGCGCCGGCAAUCCCGCAACGCACCGCACCGGCCGGGCUACUACGACAAGGCAUUGGCCGAGGCGUCCAAGAAAAAGGCCGAGCAGGAAGCCCGCGAGGCCGAGUUCCAACGACGGCGGGAGGAGCGCGAACGCAAGAAUGCCGAGCGCGAGCGCUUUCAGCGCGCCAUGAAGAAAGCCAGGACGCCGGGCAGAGACGGACAGCGCAAACUGGGCCGCGAGAGCGGACUGCUGCUCGAAAAGGCGCGCAGGAUAACACAGCAGCGAUGA